This is a messenger RNA of Electrophorus electricus (electric eel), 3392 nucleotides long. Its product is annotated as E3 ubiquitin-protein ligase TRIM62-like. The record is from RefSeq and is a predicted model, not a curated record. Gene Ontology annotation, molecular function: zinc ion binding; protein binding. Lineage: Eukaryota; Metazoa; Chordata; Actinopteri; Gymnotiformes; Gymnotidae.
UAACACACACCCAGUAAUACACACUCAGAAAAAUCCCUUGUGUCUCUGCUAAAUCCUAUGUGGUGGACAUUUGUUGCCAGUCAUCUGAAAGGCAGCAGCUGCAGUUAGAACCAGCUGUUAAAUUCUCGAUACAAGCAUUUUCUGUUGGUGAAGAGCUGGGAACAUUUGGAAGAGACAAAAGCUGCUGCCAUACCCAACAUUUCACUGAAGAGUUCAAACGGCGUCUGCCGAUCCUGACCAGAAGCUGCCAUGGCCUCUAGGCUGUCCAAGCAGAUACAGUGCUCCGUGUGUUUGGGGGAUUUCACAGACCCUGUGAGUCUGCUCUGCGACCACACAUUCUGCAGACAGUGCAUCAGCAGCCACUCGCAGACUACCAGCCGUCUGCGGCAGUGCCCCGAGUGCCGCCGGCCCUACACCAUGUGGGACCUCCGCUCCAACCGGGUCCUCCGGAAUAUGGUGGACGCAGUGCGGGAGCACCUCUCUGAGCAGCAAGCCCUGAGGGACACAAAGAGGGGCAGCGCGAGCACACAGGGGGUGCUCGAGGAUCCGGAGAAGUUGGUGUGCUCCGAACACAAUGAGAGGCUGAAGCUCUUCUGCGAGACGGAUCAGAAGCUGGUGUGUCUGAUCUGUAGGGAUGGGGAAAAACACCAGGGCCACAGGUUCAAACCGGUGGAUGAGGCUGCAGAACCCAGGAAGGAGAUGCUAGGAGAACCAUUAAACUACCUAUCAAAGGAGAACAAGGAGCUGGAGGAACUCAUUACGAAGCAGACAAAUGAGAUCACAAAAACUCAGGAAAGGUCCAAGCAGCUUUCAGUCCAGACAUCUGCUCAGUUUGAGGAGUUGCACCGGUUCCUGAGACAGAAGGAGCAGGACAUGAAAACCCUGCUGGAGAGACAGGAGAAGCUUGUGGUGGAGAAGAUGCAGAAGAAAAAGAGCGAGAUCGAGGCGAGGCUGAACAGUGCAAGAGAGCAGGAGGAGGUUCUCCGGGAGGUCCUUGAAACGGACCGUCUCGACGGGUUUCUGCAGUGGUGGACUGAGAAAGGGAUGAAUUUUGUUGAGGAGAUGAAGGAAACAGAAAGCUGUUCCAAAAGGAAUCAGAAUGCCAGUCAAUCAUCAGCGUUUAAGUCAAGGGUAAAAGACCUCAGUGUGACCACUGACACCCUCUUCUUGGGUCCAUAUGAGACUCAUCUUCAGUUCUUUGUGUGGAAGGAGAUGCUAGGGUCCAUUAAACCAGUUCCCAACCGCAAUGUCAUAUCUGACUGCCACGACCCGUACCUGAGGGUUUCCUCUGAUGGCCGCAGUGUGAUGCGUGCAGCCAAAAGGGGGGUUUUCUAUCACAAAUCAGACUACAGACCUUUCGCCAGGACCCACAAGACCUUUCAGUCAGGGCAACAUUACUGGGAGGUGGACGUGGGUGAGAAGCCAGACUGGAGCGUGGGUGUCGAUAGUGGAUGUUUGAGCAAUGUAAGCAAGAACAUCGGGCUUCACCUGAAGUACAACCAAGGCUACUGUAUUAAAGAGAACGGUACAGAGACCGAUAAAGAGCUGGUGGUGAAGCCAAGGAGAAUCGGGCUGUACCUGGACUGCGACAGGUAUCAGGUGUGUUUCUAUAAUGCUGACGACAUGACUCUUCUCCAUACGGCUACGUUCCCCUCCCCCAUGCCUUAUUCUCUGAGUCUCUCUCCUGGUGCCUACGUGCAGGGUAGGAACAAAGACCCACUGACAGUGUGCUGGAACUGACCUACAAAAGGUCAAAAUCAUAUUUUUUUUCUGGAUUUCAGUGUACUCAGCACCGAUGGAGUGCAAAUUCCAUAUCUGGGCAUAAUAUGUAAUAUGUGAUAUUUAUGAUUUUCUGAUUUACAGAUGUCGGUCAGUUUUCUUCGUAAUUGUGCUGAAUACUACCCAUUCAAAUGUUUCCAUAGUGAAAUUAUGCCAGAUACAGACAUCCUUAUAGAAAUGAAAACAUUCUAUCUUUUCUUCCAGACUUAACCAUAGGAGUCCAUCCCCACCUUUGAAUUUCAGGCCCCCUAAUGAACCCUUUCUCUGAAACUCCUCCCUUAGCCUGCAUUUCUACCUUCUUCCCUGGAUAAACACAUCCUCCUUUAAUAUUUUUACUGACUAAUUGGCUGACACAGUUGGACUGUUUGGAGACUUUUAGUUGCUAAGCUACAUUGCCCAGGAUAGUCACGGCGACUUGUUUUCUCAGAGUAUCUGUUUUAGCAUCUUUUUUUUUUUUUUUUUUUUUUCCCAAAGCAUACAUUUUGGCCAAUGACAGCUUAGCCAAAGUGCUCCUUUAAAAUGUGCUUACAUGAGGUUUAAGGUCAAUGAAAGAAUGAAAUUUAUUCUGAAACAUUUUGCGGGAAGGUGACGUGAUUCAUUUUUGGCUAUGUUUAGUGUUUUUUCAUUGUUCUUUUCUUUGUUAGCAUGCCAAAUGGAAGGAUGUGUCAGUACAGGGUAAUGAAUCCUCCUUCCACGAUCGUGGCGUUGAUUCUCAGUCGAUUAGGUUGUAUGGCUUACCAAUACAUGUUGCCUUUUCUCAUUGUCCACUGGAGAAGAAAGUGUACAGGUGAAAAUCAUUGUUUUGAGAGGUUUUGCCUCUUGAGUGUAGAUUAUUGGAAAGUACAAUAUAUAAAAUUUCAGUUAGCAGUCUCUGAGCAGGUUACCACACAGAGGCUGUAUAUAACCAGCUCUGAUAUCCCUGCAGCUUUUAUGUGUCAUAGUACUUAGUUGUGUCGUGGGGUUUUCAUGGGGUGACCAUAUGUGUCCUCUAUAUGGAACCUAAAAAAUGUGUCUGGCCAGCAUUUCUAAAAUGAAUAAAAGGUCUGGGAUUUGGCUUUCCUUCCAUGUUGACAUUUGUUUUCUACACUGGGCAGCUGUUUUUGCAUCGCUUUGACCAUUCUUUAUAGGUCCCUCCAUUUGACACACCACAACUGGUCGAUCAUGUACACUCAACAUACAACUAUUGGUCAGGCUGUUUCUCAGCGUGUGUGUGUGUGUGUGGCAUAAAUCAGUCUCCUUACACUCACACCCUACACACCUAUUAAAUUAUUUUUUAGGCUUGUAAUUCUAAUAAAACAGAAACUAAAAUAAAAUCUGACAGAAUUAUCAAUGUGAAGUGGCCAGAGUUUGUGUGGAAUUCUAUAUUACACAGGUGGAUUGCAUACCUGCCUUGUUAAAAUGGCAUUUUCUUAUCUAAAACAGACUGAUAUUCAGCGAAGCACACCUGGGUACAUAAGAACUACUGAAAAAUGUCUAGCAAAGUAUUGAAUUUGUAUGCUGAUGAAAUCUAUAUUUUCUUUACUUUAUACAUGAGAUUAUCUGGCCAUAUAGGUUCUGAAGGCAAUUGUUACUGGUCCUGUAACUAAGUCUAAAAAAUAAAUGUGUUAAAAGCA